This is a messenger RNA of Symbiodinium necroappetens, 2856 nucleotides long. NCBI's taxonomy places the organism in Eukaryota, Dinophyceae, Suessiales, Symbiodiniaceae. The record is from the annotation of a GenBank genome assembly.
AUGGCAGAACCAGCAGAUCAUGCAGGCGACAGCGGCCGAACGGCAGAUCAGUGGGCAGCUUGGGAUGAGUACAGCAAUCAUGGCAAUAGUCACCAGUGGGGUUGGAGCACAUCCUACUGGAAUCAGCCGGCAUGGCAUAGCAGCUGGAAAUGGCAGGGCUCAGUGUGGGGUGAUCAGCCCUAUCAGUGGCAGGGCACUGAGACGACUGAUCGAGGAAGCUGGGCAUGGACCGCGUGGGGCCCCGAGGCCGGGACCUCAUCGAGAGAGAGUGCGACAGACCGUAGACAAUCGGAUUCCACAGUGGAGCCGGAGCCUCCACUUGAGGGGUCUGAUGGUCAUGGGCCGACUCCUUCGGCAGAGGAUGAAGAAAGCAACAGCCAGGCUACAUCAUCCAAGGCGCCGCGGACCGGAAAAGAGCAUGUGCCUGAGUAUGACGGGUCAGGCCCCAUGCGUGACUACCAAAGGAGGGUCAGACUCUUCGAAAUGGGUACAGGUGUGGACCCAGAAUAUCGGGCACAAAAGCUCAUGGAGCGAUUGACAGGUGCAGCCUGGCAGGCCACAGAGACCCUUGAUGUGAAGCAGUUGAAGUCUGCACAGGGUGUCGAAAAGUUGCUUCAGCACCUAUGGCAAGAACUAGAGCCUCUAGAAUUUCUUCGAGUGUUCCAGACUUUGGAGGAGUUCUACAAGACCUUUCGGCGGGCUAGGGGGCAAGAAUUUGUGGCAUUCGACACAAGCUUCAGGGCCCAGCUUAAGCGAUUGGACGAGAUCGGUGCAUCGUUGUCAGGCAUCACCAAGGCAUUUUGGUUCCUCGAAAAGGCAGCCAUCUCAGCAGAUUUACGCAAACAGGUCGUCGCGGCGGCCGGUGGCGUCUAUGACUAUGAGAAGCUCAGGGCGGCCUUGGUUGCAAUCGUGCCACAAGUUAGCAAGACAACGCAUGACGAUCCACCACCCGCAUCACAUGGCGGAGGCCGGGCUUGGAAACCGAAGAGCGGCCACUCUGCUCAUAAGGUUAACGCCGUGGACCAAGAGGUUGAUGAUCAGGAGGACGGACCACCGGAUGCCGACGAGGACCUUGCCAACCUCGAAGCCGAGCUCCAGGUACUUGUCACGCAAGCCGCGAGGAAAAGAUCACAGGUGGAACGAGCACGAGGGUUCAGCAAGGAGGAAAACCCCGCCGAAAGGGCACAGAGAAUACGAGAAAUGAAGAGUCGUAUGGCAUGCUCAGCGUGCAAAGCUCGGGGCAAAACAUCAUAUGGACACUGGCACAGCGACCCUGAGUGCCCAUAUUAUGGACAAAAGGCGGAGAAGCCCAAGGACGCGAACAAGCCGGUGUUCGCCGUGACCGAGGAGGACAUCACCGAGAGCGAGGAAUCGUUCGAUGCGUGCAUGGUUGAUGUCCCGGUUUUCUCCACCAUGACGGGCGACGACAUGGAUCACCGCCUCGCCCUCGCCGACACAUGUUGUGCAAGAACCGUGGUAGGAGAAAAAUGGGCAAGGAAGCGCAUGAGAUCGUUGAUUAGGCGAGGGUUGCCAGUGUAUCUUGUGGAUGAGGAACGUCCCUUCCGGUUUGGAGGCGCGCCCCGCAUUAUGUCACGAUAUGCUGUGAUAUUUCCUGCCUUCUUCAAAGGCAGCAAGCAUCAGGUGAUCAUCCGAGCCAGUGUCGUGGAUCAGGAGGUGCCUUUGCUGUUGAGCAGAAGUGCCAUGGAGGAGCUCGGUGCCAUCAUGAACCUCGGUACUGGCCAACUGGAGUUGGGAAAGCUCGAGGUGGAGCUUGAGCUCAAGCGAACUCCAGGGGGUUUGUGUGGUUUCGAAAUAGACUACCACGGCGCAGAGUUCAAGGGCGACUUGCCGUGGGAAGAGAUUGUCGACGAUGAGGGUGAGUUGUUCUUCAUGCCGAGUUGCCCGGAACAGCAGCGAUCCAGGACCUUUGGGGAAGAGCUAGAGUGUGAUCUUUCGGAGCACCCAGAACGCAAUCUCGGCUCACGUCUGGGAGUGACGGACACGCCUCAGCAGAAGCUCAUCGAGGAUCCCAGUGCAGCGAUGUCUACAUUGGCACCGAGGAGGAAGGACGAGUUCGUGGCCUUGAUCGUCUCCCGCACAAAGGUCAACAGGGAGGACCUCAUCAGCAUGACCGUGGACAGGCUCCGCGAGAUUUGGUCAGUGGUCAAGCCCAAGACGGUGAAGUUUCUUCCAUCGGGAUGGCGCAAGGGGGAUAUCGAGACGCUGAGGGACCUGUAUGCGGAAGUGAUUGUGCCGACAUAUGGAGUAGAGGACGAUGGGCAUUGGCGCCGGAUGAAGAAGUACCAGCUCAUCACCCGGCUCGAGGACUAUGUGAACGAGAUGAAGGAGGAACACCGCGAUGCACCGCCAGUCGACAACGACUACAGCGAGGCCCCGAUGUGUCAGCGGUGCGCCAUACCCAUGAUCGAGAAGCACAAUCGCUUAACCGGCGAGCCGUUCUGGGGAUGCAGGGUGUUCCCAGCAUGCCGCCAAACACUCCCGUGGACAUACCACGGACGACCGACGGCGGAGGUGCAAGCCGAGAUGCCGGACAAGGCCAAGGACAAGUACAAAGCAGCGCCGAAGCGCGACAGCAUGGCGAAGAAGGCCCCAGCACCGAGGCCAACCGUGUCAAAGCGUUUGAGUCCUCAGCAAGGCGGGUACUCGAGUGCAUCGGACGGUACGUGGGUGGAUGCUGGAAGGCGUCAGAUCGACACCGAUUCGGACGAGCUGACCGAUGCCAAGGCCAUCAAUGUCAACUUGAGCGAGGACGAGAUGGAAAUGAUCAAGGAGAUGCGGCGCAACAAGGCCGAGAUGGAGAGCGCACGGGAUGCGCGCUGCAAGGACACGGAGUGA